GCUUGGUAUUCCCACACUCGAAACCUAUUUGCAUAGGACAGACAAGCGCCUGCGCUGGUUACUGUGACAUCAGACGCAGCAUGGCGGUCAAGGUGCAGUCAACAAAGAGGGCUGAUACAAAUGAACUAAAAGCACUAUUUUCAAAGUACUCGAGUGUGGAGAAGGAUGGGGAGCGUUACAUGACCCCAGCAGAUUUUGUGCAGAAAUACCUUGGACUGCACACAGACCCACUUCACAACCCUAAGACAGUGCAGCUGAUAGCUGGUGUAGCAGACACGACUAAAGAUGGGCUGAUCUCCUUCCAAGAGUUCCUGGCCUUUGAGUCAGUUCUGUGUGCCCCCGAUGCUAUGUUUAUAGUAGCCUUUCAGUUAUUUGACAAGAACGGCACUGGAGAUAUAUCUUUUGAAAAUGUCAAAGAUAUAUUUGGACAGACAGUUAGUCACCAUCAUAUCCCUUUUAAUUGGGACUGUGAAUUCAUUAGACUUCACUUUGGCCAUGACAGAAAGAAACCCCUAAGCUAUUCUGAGUUCACUCAGUUUUUGCAGGAGUUACAAUUGGAACAUGCAAGGCAAGCUUUUGCUCAGAAGGAUAAAACCAAGAGUGGUGCCAUUACAGCCAUAGAUUUCAGUGAUAUCAUGGUGACCAUCCGGUCCUACAUGCUCACACCUUUUGUUGAAGAGAACCUGGUUUCAGUGGCAGGUGGAAGCAUCUCUCAUCAAGUCAGCUUCUCGUACUUCAAUGCGUUUAACUCCUUGCUAAACAACAUGGAGCUCAUUCGAAAAAUAUACAGCACUUUAGCGGGAUCACGGAAAGAUAUACAGGUUACUAAAGAGGAAUUUGUUCAUGCUGCCAAUAAAUUUGGUCAGAUUACACCGUUGGAGAUCGACAUCCUUUACCAGCUUUCUGACCUUUUCGUUCAUACUGGGCGGCUCACGUUGGCAGAUAUCGAGAGAAUAGCGCCACUGGAGGAGGGUGCCCUGCCCUACAACCUGGCAGAAAUGCAGCGGCAGCAAUCUUACGGUGAAGCUGGUCGACCUGUCUGGCUCCAGGCAGCCGAGUCUGCUUACAGGUUCAGUUUGGGCGCAGUUGCUGGAGCCGUGGGAGCUACAGCUGUGUAUCCCAUUGACUUGGUGAAAACACGUAUGCAGAACCAGCGCUCCACUGGCUCAUUUGUAGGUGAACUGAUGUACAAAAACAGCUUUGACUGCGCCAAGAAGGUGGUGAGAUACGAAGGGUUCUUUGGACUGUAUAGAGGUCUCUUGCCACAGCUUGUAGGUGUUGCUCCUGAAAAAGCCAUAAAGCUAACGGUCAAUGACUUUGUGAGAGAUAAGUUCAGCAAGAAAGAUGGUUCCAUUCCUUUUUUUGCAGAAGUUAUGGCUGGUGGAUGUGCUGGAGGUUCCCAGGUGAUCUUCACAAACCCCCUGGAGAUUGUUAAGAUCCGUUUGCAGGUUGCUGGAGAGAUCACCACUGGCCCCAGAGUCAGUGCCCUCAAUGUUGUUCGAGACCUUGGUUUCUUUGGUCUCUAUAAGGGUGCAAAAGCCUGUUUUCUACGUGACAUCCCAUUCUCUGCUAUUUACUUUCCAGUAUAUGCACACACAAAGACGCAACUAACUGAUGAGCAUGGUCACUUGGGUGCGCUACAGCUGCUCACAGCUGGUGCCAUUGCAGGUGUACCUGCUGCCUCUCUGGUAACCCCUGCUGAUGUCAUUAAGACAAGACUUCAGGUGGCUGCUCGGGCUGGUCAGACAACAUACAGCGGUGUUAUUGACUGCUUCAGAAAAAUCCUUCAAGAAGAGGGAUUCAGCGCCCUUUGGAAAGGAGCAGGAGCUCGAGUCUUCAGAUCAUCUCCCCAGUUUGGCGUUACACUGGUGACCUAUGAACUCUUACAGCGGUGGUUAUAUGUUGAUUUUGGAGGAAGCCGGCCUGCUGGUUCUGAGCCUACUCUAAAAUCCAGGAUUCAUGAACUUCCUCCAGCUAGCCCAGACCAUGUUGGUGGAUAUAAACUUGCUGCUGCCACAUUUGCAGGAAUAGAAAACAAGUUUGGUCUUUAUCUGCCAAAGUUUAAGUCUUCUGGUGUUGUUACAAUCCAUCCACCAGCAUCAAAGGAAUCCCAAGGGUCUUAAAUGCAUCAAUGUGCAAUAUACAAUGAGGCAGUUUUUAUUAUUUAUGUACCGAAUUGAACUGAUUGGCUGCAUGUUGGUUGAGCCGAGAUGUUAAAUGGUUUGCUUUUAAGAAACUGCUCCUUUCUGCAUUUAACUUUUUAAAAUAAUAGCAUGAAUAGUGCUUUACGAUUUGCUUUCAGUGUAACUGUACAUAUUGUACAUCUUUGUACAGAAACAUCAUGUCAUUAAAUCACAUUUCUUAAGCAUUGCUGCAGUUAUAAGGAGUUGCUUACAAUGAUGUACAGAUGUUUUAAAAUAGUUUUAUUAAAAUAAAAAAUCACAA
Messenger RNA from Polyodon spathula (Mississippi paddlefish), 2445 nucleotides. Its product is annotated as calcium-binding mitochondrial carrier protein Aralar1-like. Lineage: Eukaryota; Metazoa; Chordata; Actinopteri; Acipenseriformes; Polyodontidae. Gene Ontology annotation, biological process: malate-aspartate shuttle; aspartate transmembrane transport; L-glutamate transmembrane transport. The transcript has 18 exons. The coding region runs from base 81 to 2123 and encodes 680 amino acids. The record is from RefSeq and is a predicted model, not a curated record. Gene Ontology annotation, molecular function: calcium ion binding; L-aspartate transmembrane transporter activity; L-glutamate transmembrane transporter activity.